Molecule: messenger RNA, 1098 nt
Organism: Urocitellus parryii (Arctic ground squirrel)
Lineage: Eukaryota; Metazoa; Chordata; Mammalia; Rodentia; Sciuridae
Gene: Gdf3
Product: growth differentiation factor 3
Cellular component (GO): extracellular region
Molecular function (GO): growth factor activity; cytokine activity
Source: RefSeq, a predicted model, not a curated record
AUGCUUCCUUCCCUGUCAUUUUUACCUGUUGGCUUCCUGUUAAUUGUAGCUAUGGGACAUACGUUUCAAUUUCAAGAAUCCGACUUUCUCCAGUUUCUGGGCUUAGACAAGGUGCCUUCACCCCGCAAGUUCCAAUCCGUGCCUUUUAUCUUGAAGAAAAUUUUCCAAGAUCGAGAGACAGCAACAACCACUGGGGUCUCCCAAGAUUUAUGCUACAUGAAGGAGCUGGGUGUCCGUGGGAAUGUGCUUCGUCUUCUCCCUGACAAAGGUUUCUUUAUUUACUCAAACAAAGUCUCCCAGGAUGACUCUUGCCUACGGAAGCUCCUCUACUUUAACCUGUCUGCCAUCAAAGAAAAGGAGCAGUUAACAAUGGCUCAGCUGGGCCUGGACUUGGGGCCUAAUUCUUACUAUAACCUGGAACCAGAACUGGAGUUGGCUCUGUGGGUCAUUCAAGAGCCUCAGGUGUGGGGGCAAUCUAUCCCCAAGCCAGGUAAAAUGUUUGCCCUGCAGUCUGUACCAUGGCCUCAAGGUGCCCUUUACUUCAAUCUACUGGAUGUGGUUAAGGAUUGGAAUAGCAAACCCCAGAAGAACCUUGGCUUAUUCUUGGAGAUUGUGGUCAGAGGAGACACAGAAUUUGCAGUGAACUUCCAGAUGGAGGCCACCUGUGCCAGACUGAGACCUUCCUUUCGUGCUUCCCUGCUGGUGGUCACCCUCAAUCCUGAGCAGUGCCACUCUGCUUCCCGAAAAAGGAGGGCAGCCAUUCCUGUCCCUAAGGCGUCUCACAAGAAUCUCUGCCGACCUCACCAGCUCUUCAUCAACUUCCAGGACCUAGGUUGGCACAAAUGGAUCAUUGCCCCCAAAGGGUUCAUGGCAAAUUACUGCCAUGGAGAUUGUCCCCUCGCUCUCACCACCUAUUUAAAUAGUUCCAAUUAUGCUUUCAUGCAAGCACUGAUGCAUGCAGUUGACCCAGAGAUCCCCCAGGCUGUCUGUAUCCCCACCAAACUAUCUCCCAUUUCCAUGCUCUACCAAGACAAUAAUGACAAUGUCAUUCUUCGACAUUAUGAAGACAUGGUAGUUGAUGAAUGUGGGUGUGGAUAG